This is a messenger RNA of Centropristis striata (black sea bass), 1216 nucleotides long. Its product is annotated as calmodulin-like protein 4. The record is from RefSeq and is a predicted model, not a curated record. The coding region runs from base 387 to 740 and encodes 117 amino acids. The transcript is spliced from 3 exons. Gene Ontology annotation, molecular function: calcium ion binding. Gene Ontology annotation, cellular component: myosin II complex. NCBI's taxonomy places the organism in Eukaryota, Metazoa, Chordata, Actinopteri, Perciformes, Serranidae.
AAUCAAUGGUAAGAGUUUCCCACAGUACUGCAUGUUGUUUUACAUGUUGUUUUCAUAUUUAUCUAUGUUUGAAACAUACUUUUCACCAGUCUAUCUUUUCCACAAGUACUGUAAUUUAAAAAAAAUAAAUUCUACUUGAAAAAUAAAUAAGCAAGCACUUAAGGAACAAAGGCUGACCUUGUUUUAGUCUUCUUACUUCCUGUGGAAUAAUUCCUGUGUACUGUAUUUCUGCAUGAACCUGUUAUUGUAUAAUGGAUAAACUUUUCUGAAAAUGUUUCUUACUAAAUAAUACUUUUUCCAUUUCCCGCUCAGAGUUCAAGGAGUGCUUCUCCUUGUAUGACAAGAAGCAAAAAGGCAAGAUUUUUGCCAAAGACCUUAUCACAGUUAUGCGCUGCUUGGGUACAAGCCCCACAUUCGGGGAAAUUGAAAGACAUCUGCAAGUUCACAAAAUCGAAAAGACAGGUGAGCUGGACUUCUCUACGUUUCUGACGAUGAUGCACAGACAGAUGCAACAGGAAGACCCCAAGGCAGAAAUCCUGGAGGCUUUGAGGAUGACUGACAAACAGAAGAAAGGAUACAUCCAGGCAUCUGAGCUCCGGGCCAAGCUCACCAAGUUGGGAGAAAAACUGACGGACAAAGAAGUGGAUGAACUCUUCAAAGAGGCAAAUGUGAAGUCAAAUGGGACCAUCAACUAUGAAGAGUUCACCCGGAUGGUGACGCUCCCACCUGUCGAUUAUUGAUUUUUCAGCCAUUGCCUUUACAUAGAACUUGAUUUUUGGAAAUGUGUCUAAAUCUCAUAAUAUAUUAAAUCUACAUGAUGUACCGGCAGAAAGUAUUCUUGACUUUUUUAAGUGAUUAAAUGCAGAACCUCUUUACUCUUGACUAACACAAUACAUAUUUUGGCAUUUUAUUCCUAAAUGGGAUAUCAUUUUUUCAUUUCAAGCCUGACCCUCCUCAAAAAUCCUAUUUUGCACAUUUGCGAGGGAUAGAUUAAACUUUUUUUUUCUCCAUGAAGUAGUUUCUUAUUACUGUCAACUUUCCACACGAGUAUUAAACUGCAUUUUAUUCCUACACUUGUGUGAUGAAAGCUGAGUUUGAAUGAAGACACACUUAUUCUGAUGGAUUGUUUUAUUUCUUUGCACACUACUGUAUGUAAAGCCCUCAUCCAUAUCUUUCUUUCUGACAGUUUCAGCUGUUCUGUCUUCUCAAGUUCCGU